Nezara viridula (southern green stink bug) is the source of this 300-nucleotide messenger RNA. The record is from the annotation of a GenBank genome assembly. NCBI's taxonomy places the organism in Eukaryota, Metazoa, Arthropoda, Insecta, Hemiptera, Pentatomidae.
AUGGAUACAUACGGAGGGCAUAGUAGUGAAAAUCUUGCAAAACUCGAGCGGUUCUCGGAAGACUUGGACAAAGCCGAACUGGUCCCUCAAAUGGAAAUGAGGAGACGUGGCGCAACUGAGGUGGGCAGCUCCAGCUCUAGGUUCCGCGGCAAAUUUCUGACUAGCCAAUACUAUGAACCAUAUAAAGACUUACCUCUUUCCUCGAUGACUCCCGAAACUGUACCCAAAGUCAAAAUAAUGAAGACCGCUACGGCAGACAAACCGGCAGAAGAAGACGCCAUUGCUGUACACAGACACUAG